AUGGCCCCGAAUACAGAAAGUCGCAUAACCGGUGUCUUGGAUGAAAAUGAUACCGAUACCAUCGAUGGAGGCUUGGCCAAAGAUAUAACACCAUUGAAAGGGGCCGAGAAACGAAAAGUCGAAUUGGUCUGGUUCAAUAUAAUCGUAUUUGUGUAUCUAGCGUGUAGUGCCUUCUAUGGGGCAUAUCUUUUUUUUGCAAGAGCUUAUAAAUGGCAAACUUAUAUAUGGUUCUUAUUCACCCUGUACAUGACAGCAUUUGGCAUUACGGUGGGUGCGCACCGUUUGUGGUCACAUCGUUCGUAUAAGGCUAAAUUACCGCUGCGUUUAAUAUUGCUCUUCUUCUCGACAAUGGCUUUUCAAAAUUCCAUCUAUGAAUGGUCACGCGAUCAUCGGGUCCAUCAUAAAUUCACCGAAACCGAUGCUGAUCCGCAUAAUGCUAUGCGUGGUUUCUUUUUCUCGCAUGUCGGCUGGUUGCUGUGCAAAAAACAUCCCGACGUUAAGACAAAGGGCAAGACAAUUGAUAUGUCCGAUUUGGAAGCUGAUCCGAUGCUAAUGUGGCAGCAUAA
Messenger RNA from Musca vetustissima, 566 nucleotides. Its product is annotated as acyl-CoA Delta-9 desaturase-like. The record is from RefSeq and is a predicted model, not a curated record. NCBI's taxonomy places the organism in Eukaryota, Metazoa, Arthropoda, Insecta, Diptera, Muscidae. The annotation marks the transcript as partial. Gene Ontology annotation, molecular function: iron ion binding; stearoyl-CoA 9-desaturase activity. The transcript has 2 exons. Gene Ontology annotation, cellular component: endoplasmic reticulum membrane. Gene Ontology annotation, biological process: unsaturated fatty acid biosynthetic process.